Messenger RNA from Felis catus (domestic cat), 3481 nucleotides. RefSeq names its product ribonucleoprotein, PTB binding 1 (gene RAVER1). NCBI's taxonomy places the organism in Eukaryota, Metazoa, Chordata, Mammalia, Carnivora, Felidae. The record is from RefSeq and is a predicted model, not a curated record. Gene Ontology annotation, cellular component: cytosol. Gene Ontology annotation, molecular function: mRNA binding.
GGAAAAGGAGGUGGGGCUUCUCCUGUCCAAUCGGAGGGCGCGCCCUCGUUGCCGCUCUAUGCCGCUCCGCCCAGGCUCGCUGGUCCCAGAAGGCGCCGGGUUUCCCAAGAUGGCGGCCGACGUGUCCGUUACUCACCGGCCCCCGCUGAGCCCGGAGACUGGGGCCGAGGUUGAAGCUGACGAUGUCGCGGAGCGCCGGGCACCCGAAGAAGAACUGCCGCCGCUAGAUCCAGAGGAGAUCCGGAAACGCCUAGAACAUACCGAGCGCCAGUUCCGUAACCGCCGCAAGAUACUGAUCCGGGGCCUCCCGGGGGACGUGACCAACCAGGAAGUGCACGACCUGCUCAGCGACUAUGAGCUCAAGUACUGUUUUGUGGACAAAUACAAAGGGACAGCCUUCGUGACCCUGCUGAACGGGGAGCAGGCCGAGGCUGCCAUCAGCGCCUUCCACCAGAGCCGCCUGCGGGAGCGGGAGCUGUCGGUGCAGCUGCAGCCCACGGACGCCCUGCUGUGCGUGGCCAACCUGCCCCCCAGCUUCACCCAGCAGCAGUUCGAGGAGCUGGUGCGGCCCUUCGGCAGCCUGGAGCGCUGCUUUCUGGUCUACAGCGAGCGCACCGGCCACUCCAAGGGCUAUGGCUUCGCCGAGUACAUGAAGAAGGACUCGGCCGCCCGUGCCAAGUCGGACCUGCUGGGCAAGCCGCUGGGCCCGCGCACCCUCUACGUGCACUGGACAGACGCGGGGCAGCUGACGCCCGUCCUGCUCCACUCCCGCUGCCUCUGUGUUGACCGCCUGCCCCCCGGCUUCAGCGACGUGGACGCCCUGCGUCGGGCGCUGUCGGCGGUCCACACGCCCACCUUCUGCCAGCUGGCAUACGGGCAGGAUGGGCAGCUGAAGGGCUUCGCUGUGCUGGAGUACGAGACGGCAGAGAUGGCUGAAGAGGCGCAGCAGCGGGCGGACGGCCUGGCGCUGGGGGGCAGCCACCUGCGAGUCUCCUUCUGUGCCCCGGGGCCCCCUGGCCGCAGCAUGCUGGCCGCGCUCAUCGCCGCCCAGGCCACGGCCCUCAACCGGGGCAAAGGGCUCCUGCCCGAGCCCAACAUCCUGCAGCUGCUCAACAACCUGGGGCCCUCCGCCUCCCUCCAGCUGCUGCUGAACCCCCUGCUCCAUGGCAACGCGGGGGGCAAACAGGGCCUGUUGGGCGCACCUCCAGCCGUGCCGCUCCUCAGCGGGCCGGCCCUGUCCACGGCACUGCUGCAGCUCGCCCUGAAGACCCAGGGUCAGAAGAAGCCUGGGAUCCUGGGAGACUCUCCCCUGGGCACCCUUCAGCCUGGGGCCCAGCCGGCCAACCCCCUCCUCGGAGAGCUGUCUGCAGGGGGGGCCCUGCCCCCGGAGCUGCCACCCCGGCGAGGGAAGCCACCACCUCUGCUGCCGCCACUGCUUGGCCCCUCUGGGGGUGACCGGGAAGCCAUAGGCCUGGGUCCCCCAGCAGCCCAGCUCACUCCACCCCCUGCCCCGGUGGGCCUCCGAGGCACUGGCCUUAGAAGCCUCCAGAAAGACAGUGGGCCUGUGCCACCGCCCCCUGGGGUCUCGCUGCUGGGGGAACCCCCAAAGGACUUCCGGAUCCCCCUGAAUCCCUACCUGAACCUACACAGCCUACUCCCAGCCAGCAACCUGGCGGCCCCCGGAGGCGGUGGCGGAGGUGGUGGCAGCAGCAAAGCCUUCCAGCUCAAGUCCCGCCUGCUCAGCCCUCUCGCCAGCUCCCGCCUGCCCCCCGAACCAGGGCUGCCCGACAGCUAUGGUUUCGACUACCCCUCGGACGUGGGACCUCGGCGGCUCUACUCCCACCCACGGGAGCCAGCUCUAGGGCCCCACGGACCCAGCCGACACAAAAUGUCACCCCCGCCCAGUGGUUUUGGUGAACGGAGCGGCGGGGGCGGCGGGGGGCCCCUCUCCCACUUCUAUUCGGGCUCGCCCACUUCCUACUUCACCAGUGGCCUGCAGGCUGGCCUCAAGCAGAGCCACCUUAACAAGGCGGUCGGCUCCUCUCCACUGGGCCCUGGAGAAGGGCUCCUGGGCCUCGGCCCUGGGCCCAACGGCCACAGCCACCUGUUGAAGACUCCGCUGGGUGGCCAGAAACGCAGCUUUGCCCACCUGCUGCCCUCGCCCGAGCCCAGUCCAGAAGGCAGCUACGUCGGCCAGCACUCCCAGGGCCUCGGCGGCCACUACGCAGACUCCUACCUGAAGCGCAAGAGGAUUUUCUAAGGGGCCGGCGCCAGAUGCUCAAGGGCCUGCACCGAAUUGCUUUUGGGUUUUCUGGUGUUCUGUUUGUGUUUCCCUCUCCCCCUUUCAGUAAUAGAAAAAUCUUUGAAAGACUUUGUUGACCAACCAGCCGGAGCCCAAGGAGUGUGGGGGAGUCUGGGGGCCAGCUCCCGGCACGGAAACUCUACAGCCUUAAGAGAGAGGGGCCCUGGCCAGCUCUCUCUCCCCUCCCCUGUAUCCGCCUGUGUCUGUCUCUCUGGGAGUCCUCUCCUGCCUCGUCACUCCUGUAUCUUGGCCUUUCGAGUGCCUUGGAGGUUCCCCUGGCCUCCCGUGAGGAUCAGAGACUGUCCCCCUUUUUUAACUUUGACGAUUGACUUUUGUUUCCUUUUCUAAUUUGUAUUAUUUUUUAAACAAUCCAGGACGACCCCCAGCUCUGAUUCCUUCAAGGUCCAGCCUGUCUGGGCCUUCAUUCCACACUUUCGGUUUGAAAUGGCUCAGCCCUUUUCCUGUCCUGUCUGCUGCAGGCAUGGAUGUGCCCUGCCCCUGCCCGCCCACUCUGGCCUGUAUUCCAGCUCGGGGUCCCCAGCCUCCUGCCACAGUUCCCUCACCUUCUGAUGCCUUAAAGCCGGGUCCCAGGCCCUGCGGUCAGAGCCUCUUAGAUGCCGAGCUCCGGAAGCUUGACUCAGGACCAAAUGGCUCUGGCCUGGGGAUUGGGCCCCUCUACCCAGAGUCCCCACUCUGGGGACAGUAAAAGGCCAAAGCCUUGGUUUUGGCAAACCAACUCAUCAUCCCUCCUGCCCAGGCCUAGGUGCAGAGACGGGUUUUCUCUGCCAGCUCAAACCAGUCCUGCUGUCAGUCUGUGGGAGUGGGGUAUUGUGCAUCUCACUGAGCCUCUGCUGUCUCCUCCCCCCCCCCCCCAUGUUGAAGAUGAGCUCCACCUCUCCAUCCCCAGGCUAGAUCACCUGGAGCUGGCCUCCCGGCCUCCUGUGGGCCCAGUGGGAGUGCAGCAACUUCAGGCGGAUAAGCUCUGCCCUUGCCCAGCAGCAGGACCUUUGGGCCUGAGGAGAGCCUGGGCCCCUCCCCCUGGCCGGCUGGGCCACCAGCUUCUCUCCCCGGACUCUUGGGGGGUCCACAUCCACUCCAGGGGGGUGUCGUCUCCCCAGUCCUCUCUCACAGACUUUCCUUUGCUGAAUUAAAGUUUGUAAGUAAAUGGUUUUAAAGAAA